This is a messenger RNA of Marasmius oreades (fairy-ring Marasmius), 540 nucleotides long. RefSeq lists its product as uncharacterized. The record is from RefSeq and is a predicted model, not a curated record. The transcript is spliced from 4 exons. Bases 1 to 540 code for a protein of 179 amino acids. NCBI's taxonomy places the organism in Eukaryota, Fungi, Basidiomycota, Agaricomycetes, Agaricales, Marasmiaceae.
AUGGCUCGUCUUUUUAUUUUCGCUUUGACUCUACUCAACUUCUUUGCUACCUCUGUCUGUGCUCAGGCCACAUGUUCAGUCGAUACGAUCAAAGCCGACUUCGUGCAGGUUGGAAGGAGCUUGGCCAUCGUUGAUCACGAUAUCCUUGCCCUUCCUGAUACCGGGGCUACGCUCGCACAAGUUCUCAAAGUCCAUACUGAUCUAGUCAGCGUCACGAAUAAUGUUGAUGUUACGACCAGGGACUUGAGCGUUUGCCGAUCAAUCCCUGCAUCCGAUUUCCCCGGCCUAGUCGAUGGUUUCCGUGCUGUUGUUGAAGCGUUAAAGGAGGUUUGUCAGGACUUUGUCUCCAAGAAAGCAGUAUUCGGGGCCUUCCCAAAUGCCGUCACGCAACUGAAGGAAGAUCUGAGGGAUCUGGCCGCUUCCGUCGCGGCUCUUGAGCAAGCGAUCGUAGGGCUGGCACCGGACGAUUUGAAGUCACAAGUCCAAGAUCUUUCCGACGAAGCCAACGCUGCGAUCGCGGCAGCACAGGCGGCCUUCUAA